AAAUUAAUAAAAUUAUAUUUAUUAGAAAAAAAAUAUAUUAAAAGAGAUUGUAACACGAUAGAAGCCAUGUUCUUAUGUAGUGAAAGACGUGGCAAGAUUAUCCAAUGCCCAUAUCAAUGCACUAACCGAGAGUGGAUCCUCGUCAUCCCAUAGACAUAACAAUAGCUGCAGAGUGCAAUCAAUCAGUUGAAGAAAAGCGAUGAUUGGGUUAAUCGGAAGAAAGAUCAAUUUAUUGGGAAGUUCAGGAAGAAGGUGGUUGUGCUUGGGAGCCACAGCCACCACUCAUGGUGGGGCCAUGGAGGAUUUGCUUACUCAACUUCAAUCUCAAGUCCAAAAGGUUCUUGCUGGUGGAGGAUCCGAGGCAGUGAAGAGGAACAGAAGUAGGAACAAGCUUCUUCCCCGUGAAAGAAUCGAUCGCCUUCUCGAUCCUGGCUCUUCUUUCCUCGAGCUUUCUCAGCUUGCAGGACAUGACUUGUAUGAAGAACCAUUGCCUUCUGCUGGGAUAGUUACUGGGAUAGGUCCUGUGCAUGGGCGACUUUGUAUGUUUGUGGCUAAUGAUCCCACCGUUAAGGGAGGGACUUAUUAUCCUAUUACUGUUAAGAAGCACCUCAGGGCCCAGGAGAUUGCUGCUCAGUGCAAAUUGCCCUGCGUAUAUCUUGUUGACAGUGGAGGUGCUUUUCUUCCCAAGCAAGCUGAUGUGUUUCCAGACAGAGAAAACUUUGGUAGAAUAUUCUAUAAUCAGGCUAUAAUGUCUGCUCAAGGAAUUCCGCAAAUUGCAUUGGUAUUGGGUUCUUGCACUGCUGGUGGUGCCUAUAUACCUGCCAUGGCUGAUGAAAGUGUGAUGGUCAAGGGAAAUGGCACUAUUUUCUUAGCAGGCCCCCCUCUUGUUAAGGCUGCAACUGGAGAAGAAGUCUCGGCUGAGGAUUUGGGAGGUGCUGCUGUGCACUGCAAGACAUCAGGUGUUUCAGAUUAUUUUGCGCAAGAUGAACUCCAUGGACUUGCACUAGGGAGAAAUAUAAUUAAGAAUUUGCAUAUGGCUGGGAAAGAUGUCUUGGGAAAUGGAUCACAAAGUGUAAAUUCUGAAUAUAAAGAACCACUCUAUGAUGUCAAUGAACUCCGCUCUAUUGCUCCUACUGAUCUUAGGCAGCAGUUUGAUAUCCGAUCAGUUAUUGAUCGCAUUGUUGAUGGAAGUGAAUUUGAUGAGUUCAAGAAAUUGUAUGGCACUACACUUGUAACAGGAUUUGCUAGAAUUUUUGGGCAGCCUGUAGGAAUUAUUGGAAACAAUGGGAUUUUAUUCAAUGAAUCUGCUCUGAAAGGUGCCCAUUUCAUUGAAUUAUGUACUCAACGUAACAUUCCCUUGGUCUUCCUUCAGAACAUCACUGGAUUCAUGGUUGGCUCAAGAUCUGAGGCAAAUGGCAUAGCCAAGUCUGGUGCAAAAAUGGUGAUGGCUGUUUCUUGUGCAAAGGUACCUAAAGUCACUAUAAUUGUUGGAGGAAGCUUCGGUGCAGGAAACUAUGCAAUGUGUGGUCGUGCCUAUAGUCCCAAUUUCUUGUUCCUUUGGCCUAAUGCUAGAAUAUCAGUGAUGGGUGGUGCUCAGGCUGCUGGUGUGCUGGCUCAAAUAGAGAGAGGCAAUAAGAAAAGGCAAGGAAUUCAGUGGAACAAGGAAGAAGAGGAAAAGUUCAAAACGAAAGUCGUGGAGGCAUAUGAGAAAGAAGGAAGCCCUUAUUACUCAACAGCGAGGCUUUGGGAUGAUGGAAUCAUUGAUCCAGCGGAUACAAGAAGAAUCAUUGGUCUAUGCAUCUCUGCUUCCUCGAAUCGUGCCACUGAAAAUACCAAAUACGGUGUAUUUAGAAUGUGAUGUUGAAACUUUAUUCUUCACUAAAAAAUGCCGCAGCCUAACGUAUAUGUGAUACUAAGAAAGAGAAAGAGGGGUGGGUACAAAAUGUAAAAGGGAACAAGUGAAAUGGAGAACUACAUUUAUAAUAAAAAUCACUUUGGAUUCACAUUAAAAUCCUGCAUGCGGAUUGGUUCUUAUGCAAGAAUAACGCUCCUUUUGCGUUAAGAGUUGGACCAACACAUAAGUAGGAAUUGAAGAUGUAAUUGCAUAAAUUUAUUGGUGGGGUGGCGAAAGCUUCUUUGCAUUUGCAUGUGUGGGGUCAAAUUAUUUAGUAGGAGCUUUUGUGUAAAAGUUUUUUGGAUUAGUGACAACCACCUUGAGGACACCUUGAUUUUUAAGUUUGAGCAAUAAUAAAGUAU
Molecule: messenger RNA, 2256 nt
Organism: Abrus precatorius (Indian licorice)
Lineage: Eukaryota; Viridiplantae; Streptophyta; Magnoliopsida; Fabales; Fabaceae
Product: methylcrotonoyl-CoA carboxylase beta chain, mitochondrial
Exons: 9
Coding region: 200-1858 (552 amino acids)
Biological process (GO): L-leucine catabolic process
Cellular component (GO): mitochondrion; methylcrotonoyl-CoA carboxylase complex
Molecular function (GO): methylcrotonoyl-CoA carboxylase activity
Source: RefSeq, a predicted model, not a curated record